Messenger RNA from Macadamia integrifolia, 2293 nucleotides. Its product is annotated as probable trehalose-phosphate phosphatase F. Gene Ontology annotation, biological process: trehalose biosynthetic process. The coding region runs from base 755 to 1921 and encodes 388 amino acids. The transcript has 13 exons. Gene Ontology annotation, molecular function: trehalose-phosphatase activity. The record is from RefSeq and is a predicted model, not a curated record. Lineage: Eukaryota; Viridiplantae; Streptophyta; Magnoliopsida; Proteales; Proteaceae.
UGCCCUUCUCUUCUUCUUCUUCGUCUCAUUCUUCUCUCGUUUGUGAAAUCUGUGUUUGCGUCAAUUUCUCAGCGUCCUCUCUCUUUCCUCUGCCUAAUUUCUCUCUCUUUCUCUCUCUCCUGUGGUUGAUUUCUAGGUUUCUCUGCGACUCCAAUUACUUUCGAGGAGUCUUUGUUUUUUUCUUCAAUUCUUCUUUCUUACCUCGAUUUCUCCUUUCUGUGGUCUCAUCUUGAAUCCACGCACUUUUACUUUUCAAACUCUUUUGAUUGGAUCUUUCCCCCUUCUCUUCCUAUAAAUAGCUUUGAGGAUUACAAUUGGUGUUUUGAAUCUGAGAUUACGAUCUGAUGACUACAUUUCGAAGCUCUGUUCUUGUUUCGGUAUUGAUCUGUUGACGGAAGGAUUGGUUUUUGGGUGCUCCUGAAUCAGAAAAUUGGAGCGUUGUGCUGGGAUAGAUAUUAAGCAUUCUUUUCUCAAAAUUUGUUGCAAAAAUAAUGUUCAGUUACCCAAUAUAAAUGUGCUGUGGUUUUGAAGAUGAAAAGUUUUCAGGAAGCUUUUGCUUGAUGGACUGUUCACAUAACAGCAGUGACAAGAAAACUUUGAAGAGGUGGUUUUUCAUUGACAAAAUGGUUGGGUAAAAGUUAGCUGAGAUAGUGCUGUGUGAUAUAUCUGACACCAUUAAUCUUGAUAGAACCAGCUGUUCCAUUUCUUGCAUUCCAAACAAACGUUAUCAACAAUUUCUAUUUAUCUGGAUCCAAUGGACUUAAAAUCAAACCACGCUGCUCCUGUUCUCACUGAAUCUGCACCCAUUAGCAAAUCAAGAUUCCAUUCCAGUAUGCCUUACUCACCACCAGGAGCAGGGUUCCCUUCUAGCCAUUUUUUAGCAAAUCCUAGGAAGAAGUCCAUUCCUGGAAAAUUUGAUGAUGUCCGUACCAGUGGGUGGCUUGAUGCCAUGAUAUCCUCCUCACCUCCUCGCAAGAAGUUAACCAAAGAAUUAAAUGUUGAGGUUGCACCAAAUGAUGCUGAUGUUGCUUACAGCUCCUGGAUGCUUAAGUACCCAUCAGCGCUUUCAUCUUUUGAGAAAAUCACGAGUCAUGCAAAAGGGAAAAGGAUAGCAUUGUUUCUAGAUUAUGAUGGGACCCUGUCACCAAUUGUAGAUAACCCUGACCGUGCAUUUAUGUCUAGCACUAUGCGUUCUGCUGUAAGAAAUGUUGCAAAGUAUUUCCCAACGGCAAUAGUAAGCGGAAGAAGUCGUGAUAAGGUGUUUGAAUUUGUAGGGCUAACAGAACUCUAUUAUGCUGGUAGUCAUGGGAUGGACAUCAUGGGUCCUGUCCGAAAUUCGGUGUCCAUUGGUGACCAUCCAAACUGCAUUAGGUCUACUGACAAGCAGGGUAAGGAAGUAAAUUUGUUCCAGCCUGCAAGUGAAUUUAUACCCAUGAUCGAUGAGGUUUUUAGAUCCCUUGUCGAUAACACUAAAGAAAUUGAAGGCUUUGGACCGUACUUUGACUCACAAGAAUUCACUUUGUUUUGCCCUUGUGGAACUUUCCAGAGUUGGAAUACAAUUGCACAACGUGUCCAUGAUAUUCUAAAAGACUACCCACGUCUACGGUUAACUCAUGGGCGAAAGGUUUUAGAGGUCCGUCCUGUGAUUAACUGGGACAAAGGGAAAGCCGUCGAGUUUCUGCUUGAAUCACUUGGAUUAAGCAAUUCUAAUGAUGUGGUUCCUAUAUAUGUGGGAGACGACCGGACAGAUGAGGAUGCAUUUAAGGUAUUAAGAGAGGGAAGUCAGGGCUAUGGGAUCUUAGUGUCGUCUGUGCCAAAAGAAAGCAAAGCAUUCUACUCUUUGAGAGAUCCCGCCGAGGUCAUGGAAUUUCUCGAUUCCCUGGUGAAAUGGAAGAGAUCAGAUGAAGUAUCGUGUUUGUAAAAGAGGAAUAGGAGCAUAAAAUGGUCUGCACAUAGUAGUACAUGCAUGUUCUGUAGUUCCUAACUAAUAAAAUCAAGAUGGGCGAGGAGAUGCUGGAAGUGCUAAUAUUUCAAGCUGGCAUCUGGAUGUGCAGUGUAGUGUCUCUGUUUACUUGGAUCCAAGUGCUUGUCAUCAUCCUUGUACAUGUUUUCCCUCCCAGCUAAUGGUUCUGAUCAUAUCCAGGUCUCUAGGAUGUAUUAAAUCAUUUUUUCCCCCUCUUCUACCAGUUUUGGUUAUAGUGUUCAUCUAUUGAAUAUUUGUUAAAAUUAUAUAUAUAUAUAUAUAUAUAUAGAUAAUUAAAAUAUUUUCUGUCACAGGUGUGAUUUUCUUGAA